Molecule: messenger RNA, 3688 nt
Organism: Lotus japonicus
Lineage: Eukaryota; Viridiplantae; Streptophyta; Magnoliopsida; Fabales; Fabaceae
Product: flavonoid 3'-monooxygenase-like
Exons: 6
Coding region: 1974-3566 (530 amino acids)
Molecular function (GO): heme binding; iron ion binding; monooxygenase activity
Source: RefSeq, a predicted model, not a curated record
GAAAUUUAAGUUUCCUUUUUUUGAUAAGCAAGUUUCCUUUUUCUACUGAUAUCUCCUUUAUCUUUCCUUUUCCUUUUAACUUUCUGGUAUUAUUAAAUAUUGUUUUUUGUGAUAUUUGUUUUCGCGGGUGAACUUCCGCGCUCUAAUUUCACUCACGCGGGUGAACUUCCAUUGCAAACCCUGAUUGCGAAAAUGUUCUACGGCGGUGAUGCUGCCUCCGACGACCUCUACAUCCGCCUGAAAUCGCUCCAGCGGCCGCUGCAGUUCAAACCCACCGCUCCCUUCCAAUCGCUCAUCAGCUUUUCAGGGAGUAAAAAUUGCUGGAGCUCAAUGCUAUUGAUGAUUGUGGAAUUUUCGUUGCUGUGGCGGUUGGUACUAAUAUGCCUAAGGGAUAUGCUGGCCAUAGUCUCUGUGUCUUUGAUGCUCACAAGGCUAUAAUGACAGCAGGAGCUGGGAAGGACCUUGUCUCCAGUCUUGUAUCAGUUUGAUCCUUAAAGGAUACAGUACGACACUUCAUCUUCUUCCCACCAGGAUGUUGCAGCUUGGUUGUUUGUAUGGGAGGCCUUAUUUGGACCCUCUGGACUUAUCAAGUAGUCCUUGACAAUCUGAUCUGACACAACUUUUCAGUUUCAACUAUGGGGCAUUAACUCCCCAUGGGUCAAUACGUAAGUAUUAUCUUUCAGGGAUUGACAAUCUUACAGACAUGAAAUACUGAUGGUUCUUUUAACUUGGUUGAACAUAAUGUUCAGUUUUAGAUCAGGUGUAGUUAUUACUUAGAAGUAUACCUGACAAUAAUUCUUAAUUAGAUUAUUAAGGGGUGUUCCAAGUUUCUUGAGUUGUCAGCUUCUUUGGAAUAUUCGAAUUUGUCAUAAUCAGUGUAUGAUCAUCAUAUAUUCUUUUUAUCACCAUAUAAUGUCAACUUUUAGAUGUGAUAAUGUAGCCCCUCCAGAGCAGAUAUUAAAUUUGAGAUGCCACAUGUUGCACCCGUAGGUUCAUUAUGUGCAAUAUAAGAAAUCUAUCAUCUAGUACACAAAGAGCAACGUUCUGGAUUCUUUUAGCACUCUCAUCCAUGUCUUUGUAGCUCCAAACCUCAAGAUUCAAACAUCACAUUUUUCACAUUUGUAGAAGUACUUUUAAAGUUGAUGUGGUUCUGCUAUCACACUUCACGGAAGCUAGACUUCUCAUUUAAGGCAUUCAUUUUUAACAAAAUUAGCCAAACAAAUCUAUGUACCACAAAACAAAACAGUACAUACACUUGAGACACUUUUUUUUUUCCUCUCUAAACAUCCUAUUAUAUCACAUUUUUUACUUAUUUUCCAUCUCUUCCUAGCUCUCUUUAGUGGUCUACCCCUAUUGUCAAUCUCUAUUGCAAAUCUGUUGAUGGACAUGAGUCACAUGAGCCACCAUAACAUGCUGUCAGAAAAGUAGUAGGAGGAGAAGCCGUUGUUUGCGACAGUGGGGGCAAAAAGGAGUGCAAGGGAAGAAGAAAAAGAAAACUAUUGAAGACAAUAAAAAUAUUAAAGGAUAUACAGAUAGAUCCCUCAUUAAGAAGAUAACAAAUGUAAAAAACAUUCCUAAAAAAAGUAGAGAACUCAUUCAAUUGGUGGAAACCCCCUCGAAGGGGGUGGAAACCCCUCUUGGGGGCGGGGGCGGCUAGUUUGUUAUUCUGGUUUAAGAAUUUGUUGCUCUGGAAACUCCCCACUUGCCAAUAUAUAUUGUUUUGGUCAACUUUCACUUUUCAUUUUGAAGCAACACACACAUAUAUGCAUAUUACAUAUAACAACACACACACACACAUAUAUAUAUAUGCAAUUACUCACAUAUAUGUGUGUGUAACGAUAUGUGUACAUAUGGUUUUAGCUUGACAUGCAAUGAACAUAUAGCUUGAUGGGGAUUAUAAAUUGCCAUAAACUGCCAGUAACCUGUAUUAUAUGUAUAUCUAGCUAAAGCUAUAUGUAACCGCUACUAUUUAUAUGAUCGUACUGCACUUGCAAUCUUGCAUCUAUACUCAACACAUGUCUCCCUGGAUGGUUGUAACUGCCUUUGGCGCCACCAUUGUGGCAGCGAUCCUCAUUUAUCGGCUGUUUAAACUCAUAACUCAGCCCUCCUCACCUCUCCCACCGGGGCCACGACCAUGGCCCAUAGUAGGAAACUUACCUCACUUGGGCCCUGCACCACACCAGGUCCUCGCAGCCUUGGCCCUCAAACACGGGCCUCUCAUGCACCUUCGCUUGGGUUCCGUUCACGUCGUGGUGGCCGCCUCCGCCUCCGUGGCGGAGCAGUUCUUGAAGGUUAACGACGCUAACUUCUCCAACCGCCCCAAGUUCGCCGGUGGCAUAGACGUGUCCUAUAACUUCCAGGACCUUGUGUUUGCUCCUUACGGCCCGCGGUGGCGGUUGGUCCGGAAAUUAUGCUCCCUCCACAUGUUCUCUGCUAAGGCCAUGCAUGGUUCUAUACACGUGCGACACGAAGAGGUAGCAAGAUUGGCACACAACCUUGCAACGCCAGGGUCUAAAGCAGUAAACUUAGGACAAAUGCUGAAUGUAUGCACGACCAACGCAUUAGCAAGGAUAAUGAUAGGACGACGAGUGUUCAACGAAGGCAAUGGUGGUUGUGAUCCUAGGGCAGAUGAGUUUAAGUCUACGGUGGUGGAAUUUAUGGUACUGGCUGGAGUUUUCGAUAUCAGUGACUUUAUUCCCUCAUUGGAAUGGCUAGACCUUCAGGGAGUGAAAGCGAAAAUGAAGAAGAUACACAAGAGGUUUGAUGCAUUUUUUACUAGCAUUAUUGAGGAGCAAAAGGUUUCAAAGAAUGAGAAACACCAAGACAUGUUGAGUAUGUUGUUGUCACUAAAAGAGGCUCCAAAGGAUGAAGACAAACUUAGUGAUACUGAGAUCAAAGCAUUACUUACGAACAUGUUCACGGCCGGGACAGACACAUCAUCAAGCACAACGGAGUGGGCAAUUGCAGAACUAAUCAAGAAUUCAAGAAUCAUGUUAAGAGUUCAACAGGAAUUAGACAAAGUUGUGGGCAAGGAGAGACAUGUGAGGGAACAAGACAUGCCUAACCUUCCUUAUUUAGAGGCUGUGGUAAAAGAAACAUUUCGCCUCCAUCCACCAACACCUCUUUCUCUCCCACGAAUUGCAGCAAAGAAUUGUGAGAUCUUCAACUACCACAUCCCUAAAGGUGCAACUCUCUUGGUGAAUGUUUGGGCCAUAGCCCGUGACCCGAAGGAAUGGGCCAGCCCAUUGGAGUUCAGACCCGAAAGGUUCCUACCUGGUGGUGACAAGGCUGAUGUUGAUGUUAAGGGAACUGACUUUGAGGUGAUACCCUUUGGUGCAGGACGUAGAAUAUGUGUUGGUAUGAGUCUUGGCAUCAGGAUGGUUCAAUUGAUUGUUGCAACCCUGGCACAUGCAUUUGAUUGGGAGUUGGAGAAUGGGCAGAAUCCAGAAAAGCUUAACAUGGAUGAAGCAUAUGGGAUCACAUUGCAAAGAGUUGUGCCCCUUUCUGUUCACCCUCGCCCUAGGCUUUCACCACAUGUGUACUCAUUGUCACCAUCAUCAAGUUGACUCGGAUUUUAGCUUAAUGUUACUUGUUUCCACCCCUCCCUCUUUUUAUUGAAGCAUGUCAUCUUAAUAUGAAAAAGUUAGUACCCUACUUUAUGAAAAUUCAGAAGAGGGUUUAGUUGUUA